Didymodactylos carnosus is the source of this 279-nucleotide messenger RNA. The record is from the annotation of a GenBank genome assembly. NCBI's taxonomy places the organism in Eukaryota, Metazoa, Rotifera, Eurotatoria, Philodinida, Philodinidae.
AUGCCGAUAAACCAUAGUCAGGAUGUAACGGUAGCUGCUUCUUCAUUAACAUCAUCAAUUGACAUUACUGCUGCAGCAUCUGAACCUACGCCAUCAGUGACAGACACAAAUGCUGUCACAACGACAUCGAAUAAAACACAAAAUCGAAUGGAUACAUUAUCAGAUUUAACUGUUCAGUUGAAUGAAAUUACUGAAGAUCGUGAUAAAUGGAGAGAUAAAUGUUCAGCAUUGGAAAAACGAUAUUCGGAAUUGAGUGAUGUAUCGAUGUGUGAGUUAUAA